UUCCUAAAGACCUCGCCGAAAGAUGUAGCAGAUAUAACAUCGACUAUAGCAGCAUCCAGCGCCUAACAAUGCUCCACACACACCUUCUCGAUCUGCUCUUGGAUCCCCCGACCCCCGUCUCCAUUGUGUACGUGCGCGACCCAAGCCCUCCUGGCGUCACCCUCAAAGUAAUCGACGAUACAUUCAAGCUGGUCCGCCGGGAAUGGCAGGAAAGCGAGACAUGCUCUAAUCUAGAGGGCUCUUUCGUGAAACCGAGGUUUGAUCCGGAGGCAAUCACAAUCACCAAAAUUGUUGCCUUUGGACUGGGAACCCUCGGCAAAAACAACCUCGGGAAACUUCCGGUCCGCUCUUAUGCCCAACAUGCUGCUACGUUGACUAUUGCCGCUGUUUUGAAGGAACGGAAUAUAAGUCGAGGUGUGGAUGUGCAGUGCUUUUCCCAGGAUCCGUGGUACAAUGAGACAGAUAUUGAGUUUCUGGGAGGUCUUGGUAUCACGGUGCUAAAAGACCCUGAGGGAUUUUUGGAGAUCGAUGAGCAGACACUGGUAUUCUCUGUCGGUCCCGAUGUUCCCGUUAGGCAGAUCGUGGCAGAUGUGCAAUGGCCGGCUGCUAUGGUUUGGAAUAGUCCGCUUUCAGAGGUACAGAUAAAUGGGGGGAUGUAUUGGGCGCGUAGUCCGAUGGAGGCUGAUCCUGAUUCAGAGAGGGUCGGUAGUAUGCUGCGCAACUAUGACGGUGCGCAACUGGACGAUCAGGCUGAUUAUUUGGGAGAGUUGACUGUUUAUGCGAGAAGGCCGCGUUCUUAGUAUACAAGCGGGGAAGGGUGUGAUAUGAAUCUGUGCUUCGGUAGUGCAUUUGACAAGAACUUUCAGUCAUCAGGGUUUUGCUUUCGAUGUGAAUAGUACUGCGGUGAAGGUUCC
Molecule: messenger RNA, 914 nt
Organism: Aspergillus piperis CBS 112811
Lineage: Eukaryota; Fungi; Ascomycota; Eurotiomycetes; Eurotiales; Aspergillaceae
Product: SRR1 family protein
Exons: 3
Coding region: 69-800 (243 amino acids)
Source: RefSeq, a predicted model, not a curated record